Messenger RNA from Corapipo altera (White-ruffed manakin), 4964 nucleotides. RefSeq names its product collagen like tail subunit of asymmetric acetylcholinesterase (gene COLQ). NCBI's taxonomy places the organism in Eukaryota, Metazoa, Chordata, Aves, Passeriformes, Pipridae. Bases 107 to 1477 code for a protein of 456 amino acids. The record is from RefSeq and is a predicted model, not a curated record. The transcript is spliced from 17 exons. Gene Ontology annotation, molecular function: heparin binding.
AAGAGGCAGAGAGCAGGCAAGGCAGAGAGGCAGUGAGGGUAGCAAGAGAGCCAGCCCCAAAGCAGCCCUGCGCCUCUGAGCUGGAAUCUGCCAGAGCACAGCCAGCAUGUUCGUCCUCAGCCUGCUUGUCUGGGGAUCUUACCUGCCGCUUCUCUUCUGCUUUGCUUUGUCUCAGACUGCGUACGCUGACAAUGUCUUCUCAAUUUCAGCAGAUCUCCCUUGUUUGGAACAGAAGAAACAGCUCAACUGCAGAGCGUGCUGCCUCCUUGGCCCUCCUCCACCACCCCUGUUCCCACCACCGUACUUCAGACACAGCUGGAGCACUAAGCUGCUUGAUGUGGAUAUGGAAGAGUUGUGUCAUGAGCUCCAGAUAAUACAGGCUUCUUCUCUGCUUGAAUCACACUGUCCUUCUGGGCCUCCUGGCCCCCAGGGUCCACAAGGAAUUCCUGGUAUAAUGGGACCAAAAGGGGAGAAAGGGGAGAUUGGCAGGCCAGGAAGAAAGGGUAGACCGGGUCCCCCGGGUGUCCCUGGGAUGCCAGGACCAAUAGGAUGGCCCGGACCUGUGGGACCGAAGGGUGAAAAGGGAGAAUUGGGUGUGAUGGGAUUGCCAGGUACAAGAGGACCAAUGGGCUCCAAGGGUUUUCCUGGAACUAGAGGAGAAAAGGGAUCCAGAGGUGACAGGGGUGACAAAGGAGUCAAAGGAGACCAGGGAGAAAUAGGCUUCCCUGGAAUGCUGGGACAAAAAGGAGAGAUGGGCCCAAAGGGACAAUCUGGAGUACCAGGACACAGAGGACCUAUAGGAAGACCUGGAAAACGAGGCAAACAAGGAUUAAAGGGAGACAUUGGACCUGCAGGUGUCAUGGGUCCACCUGGAAGGCCGGGUCCUAUUGGCCAGCCAGGCCCUCCUGGACCUUCAGGAUUAGGGCAAUUCGCAAUAGGACCAAAGGGGGAAAGAGGACUUCCAGGGCCCCCAGGGAGAUGUCUCUGCAGAAACCCACAACAUAUGAGUAACCCGUCGUAUGAGGAAUCUGUGUUUGGACACAGCUAUCCAAAAGUUCCUGCGAUUUUUGUGGUGAAUAAUCAAGAAGAAUUGGACCGGUUAAACACUGAAAAUGCGUUAGCUUUUAGAAGAGAUCAGAGAUCUUUGUAUUUCAAGGAUACCUUUGGAUGGCUCCCAGUCCAGCUCACCCCUUUCUAUCCUGUGGAUUACCGCUUUGAGGAUAGUGGUACCUGUGGAGAUGGGAUCGUACAGGACGGGGAAGAGUGUGACGAUGGCAAUGCAGUUGUGACCGAUGACUGUAUAAGAUGCCGCCGUGCUUACUGUGGAGAUGGCUACAGGCAUGAGGGGGUUGAAGACUGUGAUGGGAAGGAUUUUGGAUAUUUGACAUGUAGAACAUAUCUCCCUGGGUCUUAUGGAAAAUUGCGAUGCACUUCCUAUUGCUACAUUGACUCCACACAGUGUCGAUACUUCACAUGAAGGAGCGGAGGUGGGUAGCAUCCCACUUGUAGCAGGGUGGUAGGUGCUACACUAUCAUCUAACCAAGAAGGACUGGGACUAAAAAAACACCCCACCCACCUCUGUGUGAAAACAGAUAGACGUCAUGCUGCUGAUGGCCAUUUGGAGAUAUUUUUCUUUUUUAAAAAUCGUCAGAUUGGGAAAAAAUAGGACCACUGCAUCCUGUCUUAAUAGAGAAAUGUCAAACAGUGUGUGCCAGUAAGACUUUUAUGCAGCCAUGGAUGGCAACUUGCUCUCCAUCACAAAGCAACAUUAAGCUACUGGAAACUGAGCUUCAUCAACCAGAAAUAUUGUGUAACAAUUACCUCUAGUCAGUACUGUUAAACCCAGAUAUAGGCUCUUCAGAGGUUUUGUCUUUAACCCUUCCCAGCAUAAACACAAAGCAUAUCUUGAAUGUGGUGUUUAUAGGGACUUUCUCUUUUAUUACAAUGUGAACUUUGCAAAUGUUGUAUCACCAAUGACUUCAGCGACAUUAAGCUUAACAAUACUCCUUUCAAGGGUAAAAGGAGUAGAGGCCCUUCAGUAAGUGAUUUCAGAAUCAACAAAUCAGCCAAAAAAGCUGGUUAACUUCACCUUCAGGCGAAGACAUUUGUCUCAUUUGUCUCUCGUGUGCAUGCAUGGAAAUGCAAGCAGUCACAGGAGGCCUGCAACACAGACCACAACAAAGAACAAACUGCACAAAUAAACUGUGAAAUAGCCAAGAAGUUCUCUCCCAGGAUAAAAUCAGACAAGGAGGGAAGACAAAGAAGGAACCUAUUUCCCUAUGUUUUACCUCUGCGCGGAGCUGGCUGGGCACUGCCUGACCCCAAGGGGCUGCGACAGCAUCAGUGACCUGCCUGAAAUCACAGCAUGACCACAUGCACAUUACUUUCACUCUGGUGUCUACACUGGAGGGUCUCUUCAUUUUUAUCCCCUUGUCCACCUGACCAUCAUCGUUCAACUACCAGUUAUAUACUGUCCUCUCCCCUUCUCCACUCGCUGUUUCCACUAUUGUGUCUGGGAUACUCCCAGUGUCUGUCCUCACUUUUGUAUUGCUGUAAAUCAAAUCUUGGAGUAGCGUGUUUAUGGAUGCUCAUUCAUGUUGCGCAAUGUACAUGUUUUUUGGUUUUUUGUUUUUUGGUUUUUUUUUCCAGAAAGUUCACUCAACUAUAUUAGCUCUGAUAGGAAUCAGGGUAAUUAUAUACUUAUUUACUAGCAAGUAUUAAAGAGCAUAUUUCACAUGGGAAGCCUAUUAAAUGUUACGUGAAAAGAUGUCUAUAACAGCAAAUGAAACAAGGGAUGUGCAGAAUUCAGGACUAAAAGCCUUAAAUCUAGGCAUUAUUUUCAUACAAGCCACUCUUUUCUGCAUUGAGUAAAUCUUGCUCAGGACUCUGUGAAAUGUGUGACUUAUCUGUACCAGUGAAAGCACUGCAACAGCUGCACUUACACUGGCACUUCCAUAAAGGUUAAGUAAAUGUGGAUGUUGCUUUAUAAUGAUAAUGCAUUAACAUAAUCAAGAAAUGCAUGCAACUUUUACCACCUACCUAAAAGACUUUAGCUAUGGAUUUCCAAAAUUAUACUGAAAACCACCAAUCACUGGUAAAAAAAAGGAAGAAAAUUAGUGUACUCUUCAUAACUAUCACUUACCUGGGCUAUUUGUGUCACUAUGAAGCCAAGCCACCAGCAUUUGUAGCCCAGUUCAAUAGCUCAAUUUUUUUUUUUUUUUUUUAACUGAGGUCUUAAUAAAAGGUCAAGGUAUCACUGGGGCAAGAAACUUGCCACAAACUCUGAAAAUCUGGGCACUAGCACAGCUGCCUUUUAAUUUCUUGUGCUUGUGGAAGCAGUGGGUUCCAGCAACAUCCUGCCACACAGGAGCAUAUGCUGAGAGGUUCCCUUGAUUGCUGGCCCAGGGAUCUGCUGGGUGUUACCAUCCUGGGCUUGGAGACACUUCAUCUGAACUCCUCACCUUCUCCAAGGAGUUCAUCUCUACUCCCCAAAAGGCUAGAGUCUCUGAGAAAUUUGGUAAUCCCACUGGCUUUUCAGUUUCAAGUUCAAUCAUUUUCAAUUAAAAGCUCCCUACCUCCAAAGGGCAUUAAAGUAACACAGCUAAGAUGUAGAAUAUGUAAACAGGAGAUGUGAUUGCCUAGGUAAAACUGUACUGUGAUGCACAUGCUCAGGAAAGGGCCUAUUAGUCUGGUCAGUCUGAGGACAUUUGUAAGUCAUGGAUUUUAAAUGGACUUUAUUAAUACAACACAAACAAUUUGGUAUCUUAACAGAAAGAAAGCAAUGUAAAAUGUAAGGAAACAAAAAAAACCCGUUUCAUACUAUAUUACUACCUUAUUCCCCUCAGAUGAUAAAGCACGAAAAAGACACCUGGGAAGGUGUUAAGUAUAUAUGAUUUAAAAGGCCACAAAAGAAAUCCUUCAUCCUUAUUUCUGACAUACCUGAUUUAUCAUUAAUUGGAGAUUCUUCAGCUGGGUGGUGCCCUGGCCUGCUGCGAGUUGUCUUCCCUCCUUCUCUGAGUUUCUUUACACAUUGUGCCAAGACAGGUUCAAAAGUUAAUUGGGAUAUUUCAGGUCCAAGGCCUUGUGUAGCAGCAAAUUGCUUGUGGGAGAGUUUUCUAAUGAUUAGUAUGCAACUCUAGGCAAGUACAAAACCAUUAGGAUCUUAUGUCAUGCACUGUAUUAAUGUAUACCAAAAAUCCAGCUUGCACUUAAUAUAUGAUCAAACAUAUGUAAUUACCUACUGCGUAUAUUAGCAGCUCAUGUCAAUAAAUCAUGCUGCCUUAGUUCCCCUAUCUCCUUACUUCCACUUAUUUAAUUUUGGGUUUAAAACCACAGUUUUUAAAUAUAAUUAUCUAGUUUAAGAUCCUGGGGAAGGAAAAAAGCCAAUACCUCCUUUUCCAUGCCAUCUGCCUCUCCCUGCCUGCUGUUGGAUCCAGCCCUGUGCAGGCACACUGAUGUGCAUCAGUCUGGGAAUGUAUGCAUUCCUGCUCCUGGGCUUGCUGCUGCCUCAGCCCCAAACUGACCCAUGCAACACGCCAUGAGCAGAACAGCACCCCUUUCACUGAUUUCUGAUUGGAAUCUGUAAUGUACUGGUUUUUAAUAAGGCUUUGGGCUGUGGUUUGGGGGAUUAUCUCCUCCUGCUACCUGAUAAUGUACUGGCUGCUUUGUAACUCCUACCGGAGGCUGAAUUGAUAGCUGCAAAUCAGAAAGCAACAGCACAGUAUGCUGAUGGACAAUGGGAAUGCUGAUGUUGGCACCUAGGCUUCAGACGGUUGCAGCAGCUGGCACCCAGGCUUCAGGAAGAGGGUACUGCCUUGCUGUAGCAGCUUGCAAAUCUGUUGGACCAAGGCUUUUUGUAUAACACAGCGUCCUAGAAAAGGGCAGUGCUGCCUGUCCCCAGGGGAAAUUGAAGUGUAUUGACAGACAAAGAAUGAAUGAGUCUUUGGAGUGGUAUAUUUUCUGCU